Cuculus canorus (common cuckoo) is the source of this 819-nucleotide messenger RNA. Its product is annotated as Golgi phosphoprotein 3-like. Gene Ontology annotation, molecular function: phosphatidylinositol-4-phosphate binding. The coding region runs from base 1 to 819 and encodes 272 amino acids. The transcript has 4 exons. Gene Ontology annotation, cellular component: Golgi cisterna; trans-Golgi network; cytosol. The record is from RefSeq and is a predicted model, not a curated record. Lineage: Eukaryota; Metazoa; Chordata; Aves; Cuculiformes; Cuculidae. Gene Ontology annotation, biological process: Golgi vesicle budding; retrograde vesicle-mediated transport, Golgi to endoplasmic reticulum; Golgi organization.
AUGGAGGCACCCAUUUGCCGACCCGACCCACUCUCCAGAGAGGUGUGCUGCCCACCAGGGGCUCGUAUCAGGGGCGUCACCAAGAGGCCGCCAAGCCUGGUGCAGCCCAUUGACUACUGUCUGCUGCUGCUGUGUCAAACAACAGCAGAGCACAAGCAAUCUAGGGUGUUCCUGAAACGUGUUGAUGGCAAAUUCCUUCUCCAAGUGAUAGAAGAGCCAAAGAGGAGAGAUGUUAUGCUGGACCUUGUUCUCACCAUCAAGGAGGGGCUGGUGGGGAACGUGAUUUGCAAGUCAGAUGCUCCUACAGGGGAUGUUCUGCUUGAUGAAGCUCUGAAACACAUAAAAGAGACCCAACCUCCUGAAACAGUACAAAAUUGGAUUGAACUGCUUAGUGGUGAAACAUGGAACCCACUGAAGUUGCACUACCAAUUGCGAAAUGUCCGUGAACGGUUAGCUAAAAAUUUAGUGGAAAAAGGUGUACUGACAACAGAGAAACAGAACUUCCUUCUUUUUGACAUGACUACACACCCUCUCACCAACAACAAUAUCAAACAGCGCCUCAUCAAGAAGGUUCAGGAAGCAGUUCUUGACAAAUGGGUGAAUGACCCUCACCGCAUGGACAAGCGCUUGCUGGCACUCGUUUAUUUAGCCCAUGCUUCAGAUGUUCUGGAGAAUGCUUUCGCCCCCCUUUUGGAUGAGCAGUAUGAUUUAGCCACAAAGAGAGUGCGGCAGCUUCUGGAUUUAGACCCUGAGGUUGAAUCUAUGAAAGCCAACACAAAUGAGAUUCUGUGGGCUGUUGUAGCAGCUUUCACAAAAUAG